This is a messenger RNA of Nanorana parkeri, 1616 nucleotides long. RefSeq names its product limb development membrane protein 1 like (gene LMBR1L). The record is from RefSeq and is a predicted model, not a curated record. Gene Ontology annotation, biological process: signal transduction; receptor-mediated endocytosis. The coding region runs from base 36 to 1487 and encodes 483 amino acids. Gene Ontology annotation, molecular function: transmembrane signaling receptor activity. NCBI's taxonomy places the organism in Eukaryota, Metazoa, Chordata, Amphibia, Anura, Dicroglossidae. The transcript is spliced from 17 exons.
GGAACCAGCUCCGGGUGGCGCCAUGAUACCGGAGAAUGGAAGCGGAUCAAGAUGUGUCCCUUAGAGAGCAGCUCUUCCACGACUGGGUCCGAGAAUGCAUAAUCUGCACCUUACUUUUCGCCACACUCUACCUCCUCUCCUAUAUGGUCAUCACCAAGUUCAAGAAACAUGCCGAUUUCACCACAGUUGACCUUGAAGAUGCAGCUGUUAACCGAAUUGCGCUAUGGAUGUGCACCUUCACACUCGCUGUGUCUGUUGGGGCCGUGCUCCUGCUGCCUUUCUCAAUCAUUAGCAAUGAGGUGCUGCUGUCUCUGCCACACAACUACUACAUCCAAUGGCUCAAUGGAUCCCUCAUCCAUGGCCUGUGGAACCUGGUGUUCCUCUUCUCCAACCUGUCACUCGUGUUCUUGAUGCCAUUUGCCUAUCUCUUCACCGAGGCCGAAGGUUUUGCGGGAUCAAAAAAGGGCGUCAUGUCCAGAGUGUAUGAGACAUCUGUAGUUCUUCUGCUCCUCACGCUCCUGGUGUUUGGCAUCGUAUGGGUGGCAUCUGCCAUUGUUGAUGAUGACGCUUAUGGAAGAGAAUCCCUCUAUGACCUGUGGGAAUAUUACCUACCAUACCUCUACUCGGGCAUCUCUCUGUUUGGGGUUCUUCUUCUGUUAUUGUGCACUCCAUUGGGCCUGUCCCGGAUGUUCUCUGUGACUGGAAAGCUAUUGGUCAAACCUCGGCUCCUGGAGAACUUAGAGGAACAUUUGAACUGUACUGCGUUUGAGGAAGCAGCCAUUUCCCGUAAAAUCUCGGCAAAAGCUUCCUGCUGGUUAAACCUAAACAUGGAGGCAUUACAAAAGAAGCUUCUCACCAUCAAGAGUCACCGAAUCACAUUAGAGAUGAGAAGAAAGGCCUCUCCAUGGCAGCGCAAUUUGGUGUACCCUCUUGCCAUGCUGUUGCUCCUCGCACUCGCAGGUAUCUCUGUACUGAUUGUGUGCUUCCAUGUGUUGGAACUUCUAAUUGAUGAAGCUGCCAUGCCAAAGGGGAUGCAGGAUUCACGGCUUGGGAAGGUCUCUUUCUCAGUUUUUGGUCCUUUUGGAGCAGCUGUUCAAGUCAUCCUUAUAUUUUAUCUGAUGGCUGCUUCAGUGGUUGGGUUUUACUCCUCUCCAUUGUUUAUAAGACUCCUACCCCAGAAGCAUGACACAACAAUGACCAAAAUCAUUGGAAACUGUGUGUCCCUGCUUGUGCUGAGCUCUGCCCUCCCGGUCUUCUCCAGAACAUUGGGCAUCACCAGAUUUGAUCUGCUGGGUGACUUUGGACGAUUUAACUGGCUCGGGAACUUUUACCUGAUCUUCUUGUAUAACAUUCUGUUUGCUGGCCUCACAACACUCUGCUUGGUAAAGAAGUUUACAUGGGCCGUACAAGCUGAGCUCAUCCGUGCAUUUGGACUGGACAGGUUACCCCUGUCUGUAAAUAGGGUUCGAAGCCAAGGCAAGGCCUGAUAUGCUUCCAUGGAGAAGUCUUUCAGUGAAGUGUGCACGUGGCAUCCAGGUCCCGGAAUCCAUAAACAACCAGACAAUCUGCUUCAUUGGUUUCUCUUAUUUGUUUGAGAGGAAAGAAGGCUCGGGACU